Messenger RNA from Acanthoscelides obtectus, 1300 nucleotides. The record is from the annotation of a GenBank genome assembly. NCBI's taxonomy places the organism in Eukaryota, Metazoa, Arthropoda, Insecta, Coleoptera, Chrysomelidae.
GUGGAAAACAUGGAACACGACGUGGCUAUCCGCAUACAAGUGAACGAAACCAUCAUAUUACUUGCAGUGCAAUGCAUACGCAAUGUACUUUUAACAAAAAAGAAAAAAGAAGGAAUAGGACGAUUUGGGUCCGUGACUGGAUAAAUAGAAGAGAAAAUCUUGGAGCCAGUACUCGUUUGUUGGUCGAAAUGCGAGCAGAAGAUAGUGAGGGUUAUCAAAAUCAUUUACGUAUGCUUCCGCAUCAGUUUGACGAGUUACUCUCUGAAAUUGAAAAUGCUAUACAAAAACAAGAUACACAUAUGCGAAAUGCUAUUCCAGCUAAAAUCAAAUUGGAAGUUACACUGAGAUACCUUGCAGCUGGAGAUUCCAUGUACACAUUAGAAGCACUUCACAGGGUUGCGAGAUCUACCAUAGCUCAAUUUAUACCAGAAGUUUGUGAUGCAAUAUACAGCGCUUUGAAGGAUUAUAUGCGGAUUCCGUGCCAUGAAGAAUGGAAGCGUAUUGAGCAUGGAUUUCAAACUAAAUGGAACUUUCCAGGAUGUAUUGGGGCGCUGGACGGCAAACACAUAAGUAUACGUGCUCCUGAUGAUACUUCCGAUUAUUACAAUUAUAAGGGUGCCCACAGCACUAUACUUCUCGCAUUAGUUGACGAUAAUUACUGUUUUUCAUAUGUAAAUGUUGGAACUAAUGGGAGAGCGUCUGACGGCGGUGUUUUUCAACGAUCAAAGUUGGCACAAGCUUUAGAAAAUAAUACUCUUAAUUUAACAGAGCGAUCGAUAAUUGUGGCAGACGCGGCUUUUCCUUUAAAGACUUAUCUAAUGAAGCCCUACCCACGAACACCAACGCAUAAAGAACAAGUGUUUAACUACCGUUUGUCGAGGGCUAGACGAAUUGUAGAAAAUGCGUUUGGUAUUUUAGUCACAAGAUUUCGAGUUCUUCUGAACACUAUAGAUAUGAGACCAAAAAAUGUUGAUAGUAUUGUAUUGGCUGCUUGCUCGUUACAUAAUUGACUGCGAAAAACAUCCGAUAUGUACAUCACUCACAGAUGCGUCGAUUUUGAAGAUGUACAACAACGUGUUGUUGUACCAGGAGCAUGGAGGACACAACUGCGUACAGCUAUGGGAAGCCUACCACCUGCGCGUCAUAGUAACCAUGCCUCUCGAAAGGCAGAAGCAAUAAGAAACGCUUAUGCACAACUUUUUGAAACUACAGAAGCGGUACCAUGGCAAGACCAUAUGAUAUAAACAACCUGUACUUAUAGUAUAUACACGUAUUAUGUUCUAUACAAAACUCUAGGCGA